Messenger RNA from Apiotrichum porosum, 2175 nucleotides. RefSeq lists its product as uncharacterized. Gene Ontology annotation, biological process: rRNA processing. Gene Ontology annotation, cellular component: nucleus. The record is from RefSeq and is a predicted model, not a curated record. Bases 1 to 2175 code for a protein of 724 amino acids. The transcript has 6 exons. NCBI's taxonomy places the organism in Eukaryota, Fungi, Basidiomycota, Tremellomycetes, Trichosporonales, Trichosporonaceae.
AUGCCCAAGGCAACAAAAAAGAAGAACGAAAAGGCGGCAGACUUCAAAAAAGCCAAGCUCAAGCUCGGCAAGGGCAAGAAGGCCGCCGACAAUGCUACCGACACCUCGUUCAAGGCUCGCUCCAUUGCUCUUCCGUCGCAGAAGCAGCUUGACCGUGCGAUCAACAAGGCUCCCGAUGCUGAGGCCGGUCCAUCGGCCUCCGCCAUCCCCACCACCGCCUCGGGCCUGACGAUUGACGAUGUCCUCAUCCAGCUGCGUCAUGUCAACGCUGGCGUGCGCAAGGACUCUCUCAACCAUCUCAAGGAGAUUAUUAUUGACGGUGUGAACAAGGGCGUCAAGCUGGGCGAGCGCCACGGCGAGGUGGCCAAGGUUGUCCGCGCAUGCGGUGGCAUGAUUAACGACGAGGACGGAUAUGUGCGUAGGGCUCUUCACGAGUUUCUGGCUUGGUAUCUUCCUCGUCUGCCAAAGCAGGCCCUCUCGCCAUACCUCGGUCUCCUGCAGCUCCAGAUCUCGUCGGCUCUGUCGCACAUCUUCCCUGCCAUUCGCAUCGAUGCGUGCAAGCUCGUCGAACUGCUCCUGGAGACCCACCCUGCCGACGUUGUUGGCAACUGGCCCGCCAGUGACCCCUCUUCCUCCACCAGCUCGCCAGUGAGCGCGAUUCCGACCAGCGGAUCAACGAUCUUUGAUGGUCUUCGCCUCAGUGCCGGUCUGGGAGAGGAGAAGGGCGCCAGCACACAGGCUGGUUUCCGCCUCACUCCCGCUACCAAGCUUGUUAUCCUGCGCACGAUCAAGACGUUUGUUGUCAAAGCUCUCGAAUCUACUGCCCAGCCUGGUAUCUCUCCCAAGAGGGCCGCCAAGGCCAAGCUGGGAGAGUGGACCCUCACAGAGCUCAAUGCCCUCCCCUCCGACCAGUGGUCGCUCCAGACCAGCAGCGUGUGGGGUGUUGAGUGCGAGUUUGACGGUGGAGAGAAGAUCCGCAGUGUCGACCUCGCUGUUGGUAACGGUGCCGUGGAGGAGCUUACCAAAACGUACCUUGCUCUCCACUCCCUCCUCCUUUCGACGUUCAUGGAGUCGGCUCCCUCUGCGUUCCCUCCCUCUUCUGCAUCGACCUCAGCGACAAUCGACGAGGUAUCCCUGAAUCUCUGCUCAGCCUGCACCGAGCUUGUGUGGGUCUUUGCCCGCACCUUUUUCGAGUCUUCCGACUUUGGCUCGCUGCCCGCCGCUGCCGAGUUAAAGUCGUCGUUUUCCGACUAUGUCAGGCGCAUGUCCGGCUGGUUCCCAUUCAACAAGGGGUCGCUUGCCGCCACGGACGCCAGUGCUAUCAUGUUCGAACUUUCGCUUCAUUAUGCCAAGCUGGCGGCUGUCCUGGCGCCCAAGGCGCCGGCGAUUACGCUGGCGCGCCGCAAAGACGGUUGGCGGUACCGCGUGCGCGCGAUUGAGGCGGCAUGGGCCGGGCUCAAGACCGGUAGUGGAGGCAAGGCUGCGUCCAACGACGCCGCUUUCCGAUUCGCAGCCGAGUGGAUUGAGGAAUGCUUGGAACCAAGCCCCGACGCUCUUGCUCCUCCGCUGAGCGCAUCGUCGUAUGCCGAGCUGCUGCCCGUCAUUUGGACCCUGUUCCUGCGGCCCGGCGCGUCGAUCGGCCAGGCGUUCCUCGACGCCGUCCUCCGCCAAGCUAGUUCUAGCAACAAGCGUCGCGCCUCUGACGCGUUCCUUGUCUCGCUUGUCAAUGCCCACGAAGACCGGUUCUCCACGCUGGCUUUCUUCAUCCCUGCUUCCUCACCCACGCGCGAGCUCAUCAACACUUGGCUGAGCUCAGCCCCGCGUACGCUUUGGGAGUUGGGAGCGCGUGAUCCCGAGACGUCCGAGACGCUCCUCCGUUUCCUCCUCGACAUUGGCACGCGCGGACCUACGGGCUUUGACGCACCAUACUCGCUCAUCGCCCCCGGCGUCUUUGCGGCGAUUGCUGCCAAGAUGGGCCCCUUCUUUCACCUCGCGCACCCCACCAAGGGAGCUGUGGAGGGCCCCUGGGCCAAGGUCCCGACCUCGACACAACGUCUCGCCCUCGACGUUGCGCGCGUGUGGACCCAGUUUGACGAGAGUGGACGUCUGGCCGGCGCUGUCACUCGUGCCGUCCAGGGUACCUGGGCCGAGGCUCACUGGUCAUCUCGCGCAUAG